AAACUGCCAUUUUGCAGAGGCCAAAAAAUUAUCACCUAGAGAGAGAAAAAAAAAAUACAUUCAAAUCGAAAAAUCACCUUUUUCUAGGGUUUGUUAAAAUUAGCUGCUCUGGAUUUCUUCUUUCUCUCUUCCGUGGCUUCCUUAGGUUAUGCCGUUUCACCUACAGGAUUUGGUAGAUUUCAAUUCCAGGGUAUUAAUAUUACUUAGGACAUGGAGCAAUUGUACCUUUGCUCAGUUCGCUUCGAGUGCCAAGCUUUUUCAUUCCAGGAAGUCCUUGAUUGGCGGUUCCUCAUCCGUGGAACUUUCCUUCUUGUUUCUUUUGUCAAUUGCACUUAGUGAACAGCUUCUAUUGAAUGAUCAGUACAGGAGGACAAAUGCGAAUUUUGUAUAAGCUAGGUGUUGGAUGUUUUGCUCAAUUCCAUAAGUAAGCUGCACCCACCUUGUUAUGAUGUCAGUUGUUACUGUACUGUUAACUACCUCGGCAAGUCUAUUGUUCCUAGUGCAUCACCAAUACAAAACCCAUUCUGGAUCGUUUGGAACCUUCCUCUGAGGACUAGAGUCAGCUGAUGUUUCUACGCAUCGUUGAGAGUUAGAUUGCAUUUUACCCACUUUUGUCUUAGUUUCUAAGAAUCUUCAUCAGGAUUCAGUUAACUGGAGUAUCAAUAUCAGAUUAGAGCGUAUUUGAAGCAAGGAGCUAGUGUACUUUUCAGAAACACUGUCAACUGGAUCUUGAGCUGAUAAUUCAUCCUUCUGAAUUGGGCUUGUUUCGGGUCUUAGUUGUGAAGUGAGAUCAACAUGCUCUUCAGCAUCUAUGUUUCCUUGCUUUCUCUGCCUUGUUAUUAUAGUGGAUUUGUUAGUGCGGUAUAUUUGAUGAAUAAGGCUGUCAAGCCCAUCCAUCUUAUCAGUACUGGUUUUGUUCUUGUCCGUACUGCAGCGGAAAACUGACGGUUGAUUUUGCUGAAUCAGCCAGGCUACUAGUUCCUAUUUAAUAAUUCUCUUUCCAGUCAACUAGUGAAGAGGAACAACUCCACGUUGUUUUUAUUGUCUUUAUAUCUCCAAUAACCGGGUGUCCUUUGUGCUACUGAACCUCCAAAAAAUGGAAAGGUACAAGAUAAUUAAGGAAGUUGGUAAUGGUACAUUUGGGAGUGUGUGGCGAGCUUUGAAUAAACAGACUGGUGAAGUGGUUGCAAUUAAAAAAAUGAAGAAGAAGUAUUAUUCCUGGGAAGAAUGCAUAAACUUGAGAGAAGUCAAGUCAUUGAGGAAAAUGAUCCAUCCAAAUAUCGUUAAGCUCAAAGAAGUGAUUAGGGAGAAUGACAUUUUGUACUUUGUGUUCGAAUACAUGGAGUGCAACUUAUAUCACCUUAUGAAGGACAGGCCUAAGCUUUUCUUAGAAUCAGAAGUGAGAAACUGGUGCUUCCAAAUAUUUCAAGGUCUUGCAUACAUGCAUCAACGAGGAUAUUUUCAUCGCGACCUUAAGCCAGAGAACUUGUUGGUUUCAAAAGAUACAAUAAAAAUUGCUGAUUUCGGUCUUGCUCGGGAGAUCAAUUCUCAGCCCCCAUAUACGGAAUAUGUCUCAACUCGCUGGUAUCGUGCCCCUGAAGUUCUUCUACAGUCACCAAUCUAUGGUCCCGCUGUCGAUAUGUGGGCAAUGGGUGCAAUAAUGGCUGAGCUAUUAACUCUUCGUCCUCUAUUCCCGGGUUCAAGUGAAGCAGAUGAGAUCUACAAAAUAUGCAGUGUUAUAGGUACUCCAUCAAAGAGUGAAUGGGCUCAUGGACACGAACUUGCAAAUUCUAUCAACUACCAGUUUCCACAGAUCGCUGGUGUAAAUCUUUCUUUGUUACUCCCAUCUGCCAGUGAGGAUGCAGUUAAUCUAAUCACUUCGCUUUGUUCGUGGGACCCUUGCAAGAGGCCAACAGCAGUCGAAGUUCUUCAGCACCGUUUCUUCCAGAGUUGCUUUUAUAUACCUCCAUCACUACGUUCUAAGGCUGCUGUUGCUAGGACUCCUCCAUCUGCUGGAAUGAAGGGUGCCGUGGAGCAGAAAACCAAUAGGUGGUCAUCUGGUACAAUAACCAACUCAAAACCUCGUAGCAACUUCUCUCCUGUCAAGUCGCAAUUUAGCCCAGGUGUCCAAAGGAAGUUGCAACUGAAUUAUCAGGACGCGACGAAGAAUGAUAAAUCCCUAAAAGGCUCUAUUAAGCAGCCAGCAAAAUAUCGUCCUCCUGCAAGGAAUGCUCCUGUUGUUGGUUCUGCGGUGAAGACUCGUGCAGUCUCUGAUGCUGCUGAGAAGCUUGCCAACAUGAGCAUUGGCUCUGGUAGGGCGCCUAUAAAGCAUCCAUUGCCUCAGCCUAUGAAGGCAGGAGGGUUGCAUCCAUUGCCUCAACCUAUGAAGGCAGGAGGGUUGCAUGGGCCGCGUGACGUGUUCCUGGGACGAUCUCAAGAUAUUAUGCCUGGAAGAAGCUAUUCGAGGAAAGUCGCAGGAUGAAGAGAUGGUCGGUCGUAUCCGGGGUGUGUUUUCUUGUGAUGGUGUUUUCUAGUAAUUGUGUUGUGUGCCUGACUACAUCUGGAUAAGUUUGGUGAGAAGCUGUUUAUGUAUGUUAUGCCAGUUUGUUUCCUUUCGGUGAUACAGUAGGAUGUUGGGAACUGUGUGUUAAAUAAACGUUGUGGUUGUGUUUGAAAUAGAUUUUUCUCUGACCAACAUUUGCUAUAAAUAAAUGGUGUGAUGGUGUUUUAAAUAGUAUUCUUUGACUUGUA
Messenger RNA from Nicotiana attenuata, 2751 nucleotides. Its product is annotated as cyclin-dependent kinase F-4-like. Gene Ontology annotation, cellular component: nucleus; cytoplasm. Gene Ontology annotation, molecular function: ATP binding; protein serine/threonine kinase activity. Lineage: Eukaryota; Viridiplantae; Streptophyta; Magnoliopsida; Solanales; Solanaceae. The record is from RefSeq and is a predicted model, not a curated record. Gene Ontology annotation, biological process: intracellular signal transduction; protein phosphorylation. The transcript has 18 exons. The coding region runs from base 1097 to 2482 and encodes 461 amino acids.